Molecule: messenger RNA, 3537 nt
Organism: Armigeres subalbatus
Lineage: Eukaryota; Metazoa; Arthropoda; Insecta; Diptera; Culicidae
Exons: 4
Coding region: 1-3537 (1178 amino acids)
Biological process (GO): DNA integration
Molecular function (GO): nucleic acid binding
Source: RefSeq, a predicted model, not a curated record
AUGGGUGCUCGCGAUGAGAAGGUCCGGGACAAAGGGUUAGAAAACGUGAUGGACUUGAACGACUUAACCAACUACGCGAUUAACCGAGAGGUGCUUGUGAAGCAAAAGGAGAAAAGCAGAGCGUUCAGAGAAGAUGAGGCAAGAAUCGCUGUUGCAGCAAUCAAGCCGGAGUGGAACGGUGGAUCGAAGGGUAUUGGAAUGAUUCGUCAGCCAUCGAAGUUCGAGUUUCGUCGCAGUAUUCCAGAAAGAGAUUCAUCGCGCAGCUCAAGUCGACGAUUUGUUGCAAAAUGUAAUCGUUGUGGGUCGUUCAACCAUGACGAUGGAGCGCGAGAAUGCUCGGCAAGAAAUGCUCGAUGCAACCGAUGUACAAAGGUUGGCCACUAUGCAAGAAUGUGCAACCUACCACGCCCGCCACCGCCGAAAACACGUUAUGUUUGGAAGCGUCCAAAUGAACGAGUAAACGAAGAAGCAAAUUCGCUACAAGAAAAUGAGUGGAAAGAGGAACUUCCCCGUCGCCCUGUUGUCGAGGAUAUUUCGAAGUGCGAUCGGCAGUUCAAGGCUUAUGCCAGCGAUACGCCUCUCAACGUCUUGGUAAUAUUUGAAGCAUGGAUAUCUGUAAACCUGUCGAAACCGAAGUGUUACGCAGAGUUCUUCGUUAUUGAAGGGGCUAGUCGCUGUUUGUUAAGUAAGAGGACAGCUGAGGAAUUAAAAGUUCUUAAAGUGGGCCUUGAUGUGCAGCAUAUUGCGCUGACUAAAGAUCCGUUUCCAAAGUUCCCGAACAUUAUUCUGAAACUCUCGAUCGAUAAAAACGUCCUCCCUAGGAAGAUCGCAUAUCUCAGAAUACCUGGACCGAUGGAGGAAAAAGUCGAUGCGAAGAUUUUGGAAAUGCUUCAAAACGAUAUCAUCGAGCCAGUGGAUGGACCUGCUGAGUGGAUCUCGCCAAUGGUGAUUGUUCCAAAAGGAAAUGAUGAUGUACGUCUGUGCAUAAACAUGAAGUAUCCGAACGAGGCAAUUCAACGGGAGCAUUACCCAUUGCCGGUGAUCGAAACAUUUUUAAACAAACUCAGAGGAUCUACAGUCUUUUCAAGGUUGGAUAUAAUGUCUGGUUUUCAUCAUGUUGAACUACAUCCGGAGUCGCGUGGAAUUACCACUUUCAUGUCGAGCAGAGGAUUGAUGCAAUUCAAAAGAUUAAUGUUUGGCAUUAAUUGCGCGCCGGAAAUUUUUCAGCGCAUUAUGACGGAAAUGUUGUCUGGAAUUGAAGGUGUCAUAGUUUAUAUUGAUGAUAUUGUUGUAUCUGGAAAGAACCAAGAGGAACAUGACAGUAGACUACAAGAAGUUUUGUUAGUACUUAAGCAGAACAAUGCCAGAUUGAAUCAAAGCAAGUGUGUGAUAGGUGUUCAGCAGUUAGAUAUUUUGGGGUUCAAAGUAAGUUCUACAGGCAUUAGUCCUUCAGAAGAAAAAAUCAUCGCUAUCAGAAAUUUCCGUCAGCCCGAAUCGAAAGAAGAGGUUAGGAGUUUUUUGGGUCUUGUCAACUUUGUCGCUCAUUUCAUCCCAAAUCUGUCUACACGAUCCGAGCCGUUGCGGCAGUUUGUUCGUGGUGACGUCCAGGAAUUUGGUGAACGCCAGCAAAACGCUUUUGAUGACUUGCGGACCGAACUGUCUUCAAACGUGCGUAAGCUAGGAUUCUAUGACCCGAAAGACAUCACUGAACUGUACGUCGACGUUUCAUCGGUUGGACUUGGAUCGGUACUGGUUCAAAGAGAUAAGUUAAACGUCCCAAGAAUUAUAUCGUUCGCCUCAAAAGGGUUGACUGCUACAGAGAGAGUUUAUCCCCAAACACAGAGGGAACCCUUGGCAGUCGUUUGGGCGGUAGAGAAAUUUUAUCUGUAUUUGUUCGGUCUACGGUUCACCAUUUCACGGACCACAAGACAUUGGAAUACAUUUAUGGUGGGAAGUAUCGUGAUGGGAGAAGAGCAUGUUCAAGAGCGGAAGGCUGGGCAUUGCGACUACAGCCAUGUUCUUUCAAGGCUAUGUAAUCAAUCUGACGCGGCUUUUGACGAGGAAUCAGAGCAUUUUCUUUUGGCAGUCGGUGAUGGACCAAUUGCAAUCACGCUGGACGAAAUUAGGACUGAGACAAGACACGAUUUGAUUCUUCAGUCAGUAAUAAAAGCACUGGAAUCCGGAAGCUGGCCUCAAGAUCUGGUUCGAUACCAAGCUUUUGACAAAGAGCUAGGUGUGCGAGAAAAGAUUCUGGUCCGUGGCGAAAGAAUCGUGCUUCCAGCUACAUUAAGACGUAGGGCACUGGAGAUCGAACACAGAGGACACCCUGGAGUUGUUUCGAUGCGGAGACGAUUAAGAGAGCGUGUUUGGUGGCCAUGUAUGGAUAACGAUGUCGGAAACAUGGUUCAAGAAUGCGCAGGCUGUGCAGCUGUUAGCAAACAACAUCCCCCAGAACCGAUGCUGCGAAAAGAUAUCCCGGAUAGAGCAUGGCAAGAAAUUGCCAUUGAUUUUUUCUCGGCGAAGGAUUGCGCUACGUUUUUGGUCGUUGUUGAUUACUUUAGUCGAUACCUUAAAGUUGUCGAAAUGAAAGGUACUGCCGCAGAAAAAACUAUUGAAGCCUUAGAAACGAUUUUUAACGAGCAAACUUAUCCUGAAACCAUAAGGACUGACAAUGGACCACCAUUUGCCGGACAACAGUUCGCUGAUUAUUGCCGAAGUAAAAACAUUAGACUGAUUCGUACAAUUCCCUACUGGCCACAGAUGAAUGGUUUAGUUGAGAGACAAAACCAAGGUAUUCUCAGGGUUCUCCGCAUUGCGAAGGCAACGAAUAGCGAUUGGCGCAAAGCUAUAAAAGAUUACGUUUACAUGUACAACACUAGUCCUCAUUCUAUUACGGACCAACCUCCUAUGGAAUUAAUGACUGGGCGACCGGUAAAGGAUUUAAUACCAAGUUUCAGAACGGAUGCAAAUUGUAAUCGAAAUGAAGAUGUUCGAGAAAAGGAUGCAAUCAAGAAACUUCAAGGAAAGAUUUACGUGGAUGAGAAAAGACAUGCAAAACCCUCAGAAAUCAACGUUGGCGAUUUCGUGAUGCUCAAAAAUUAUGAAACCGGUAAGCUAGAGCCAAAGUUUCGUUUAGAGAAAUUCACCGUCGUGAAGAAAAACGGAAACGACACCGUUGUCGUCAAUGGGGAUGGAGUAAUGUACCGUCGAUCCGUUACUCAUUUAAGGAAGUGGCCUUCAACAAACAACGAUACAGCGGAGUCAUUGCAACAAAGACCUUUGAGCCUAGAGGGAAACAAAGAUCUAAAGGAAAAUGAUAAACGAAACCUGGAACAUUCCCCUGUCCGCAAGUGUACACCUAGUAGUGAUAUUAGCUUCACCACACACCGGCAAACAGCUUUGAUCGAACAGGACGAUAUACCAGCGUCGAAAAUGGCUUCGAUGACGACGGCAAUUGGGGGUUCAACCACCUGCUUGAUGACCGCAGAUGAACCCAAGAUGGUCACAAAAUGUCUUCUCCUGCACCCAACAGAGUAG